AAACGUCCGAAAUAAUUGAAAAUGGCAAAAUGAGUUCGUCAAGAGCGCCAAACAUAUUCAUUGCUUACCGCAAAAAAAUGAUGAAAAUUAAACCAGAUAAUAUGACAAUGCCGGAAUACAGCAAAAUGAUUGCAGAAUU
Molecule: messenger RNA, 139 nt
Organism: Funneliformis geosporum
Lineage: Eukaryota; Fungi; Glomeromycota; Glomeromycetes; Glomerales; Glomeraceae
Source: the annotation of a GenBank genome assembly